GUGCCGCAAAUCAUCCACUACUGUUGUCAAGAGUGGGGAACCAAUCAGAUUGGUCAAUUUCGGACCGGAAGCUGUGUUGUUUACCUUUUCUAAGAUGGCGGCGGGGAUGUAUUUGGAGCAUUAUUUGGACAGCAUAGAAAACUUGCCUUUUGAGUUGCAGAGAAACUUCAAUUUGAUGAGAGAUCUAGAUCAACGCACAGAGGAUCUUAAAGGACAGAUAGACUCUCUGGCUAAAGAGUACACAGCCAAUGCAAGGACACUUUCCUCAGAGCAAAAGCUGUCCAUACUGAGGCAGAUUCAGCAGUCUUACAGUAAAUGCAAAGAGUUUGGAGAUGAUAAGGUGCAACUGGCCAUGCAGACCUAUGAGAUGGUCGACAAACACAUCAGACGUCUUGACACAGACUUGGCUCGGUUUGAGGCUGACUUGAAGGAAAAGCAGAUUGAGAGCACUGACUAUGAUUCCACCUCCAGUAAGGGGAAGAAAAGUGACUCCAGACAAAAGGAAAAGAAGACGGCUAAAACAAGGUCUAAAGUGAAGAGUUCAGAUGAAGAUGGCAGUCCCAAGAGUGCACAGAAGAAAGUCAAACUCCUUCAGCCAGGAGAAUUCAACAGCCCUUCAAGCAACUUUGGGAAUGUGCACCCAUCUGAUGUGCUGGACAUGCCAGUGGACCCAAACGAACCCACCUACUGUCUGUGCCAUCAGGUCUCUUAUGGCGAAAUGAUCGGCUGUGACAACACUGAUUGCUCCAUUGAGUGGUUCCAUUUUGCAUGUGUGGGCCUGACAACCAAACCAAGAGGCAAAUGGUAUUGUCCACGAUGCUCUCAAGACAGAAAGAGAAAAUAAAAAGACCUGGUUGUUCUGGAACAAAAUGUGGACACUCAUCAGAUGGAAAAUGAGAAGAAUAUUUCUUCAUUAGUUACUAGAAUUUUUGUUUCUCAUCUUCCUUAACAUUUGGUGCUUUUUCUUUUGAUUUACCUUAUUUUGCCUUGGUCUGAUGCAGUGUGUGUGAAGGAGCCAAGUGGUUACAAAAGUAUUUAAGUAUUGUUUUUUUUAAUUAUUUUUUUUUAACGGUUAAUAAUUUUUUAGUUGCCUUUGGUGCUCUUAUUGUGACUUUUUUUUUUUUUUUACAUUUUGUUUUACAAGUGCAUAAUAAACACUACAACUGCCCCUAAUGGUUUAGCAGUUCCCAGUUGUUACAGUACCUUUUACUGUAUUCACAUGUA
Molecule: messenger RNA, 1224 nt
Organism: Scatophagus argus
Lineage: Eukaryota; Metazoa; Chordata; Actinopteri; Scatophagidae
Gene: ing4
Product: inhibitor of growth family, member 4
Exons: 8
Coding region: 95-844 (249 amino acids)
Biological process (GO): positive regulation of apoptotic process; regulation of DNA-templated transcription
Cellular component (GO): nucleus
Source: RefSeq, a predicted model, not a curated record